Molecule: messenger RNA, 2589 nt
Organism: Scophthalmus maximus (turbot)
Lineage: Eukaryota; Metazoa; Chordata; Actinopteri; Pleuronectiformes; Scophthalmidae
Gene: fez2a
Product: fasciculation and elongation protein zeta 2a
Exons: 10
Coding region: 255-1421 (388 amino acids)
Cellular component (GO): cytoplasm; axon
Source: RefSeq, a predicted model, not a curated record
UUAAAAAAGGUUUUUUUAUUGCUUUAGAAAAAUAAUAAUAACAUCCACACAGACAGCGGAGUCUAAACAGCAUGAGCUCAUCAUCGCGCCUCCCCUCAUCUGCGGUCGACGUUGCCGCUUUGUGUCCUUAAAAACCCCCACACCGGUCACGGCGGGCAGACCCACAGGAUGCCGGGGCCUGGUGCCAGUCGCACGACGCCUUCGCCCUUCACCCGGAGCUGCUGAGGCCGGUCCGGUCCGGUCCGGUCCGGGCCAUGGCCGCGCCCGUCGCGCACCCGCCCGACGACUGGCCGCGUGUGGGCGACGUGAACACGGUGUCGGAGCCGGAGCUCCCGCGGCCGCAGAGAGGCCCCCCGCGGGUCGGUGAUGGAGACCGCCCCGAGCCGCACGACGGCAGCUUCUCCCCGGCGGAGAGCGCCGGCGCCUUCCGGUCCACGGAGCACCUGGUGGCCCGCUUCGACGAGGCGUUGUCCGCCUGCUUCCGACACGUCAACGCCCAGACGGACAGCGUCGCUCCCGCCGCGAGGGAGAUCUCAGAGGACACGCUGCUGGAGAAAGACGAAGUCUGGAACGCUUUGACCUGUAACUUUGGCCACGUGAUGCCGGUGGACUGGAAGAGGUCUCGAACGCGCCGCCUCCACAUCCCCACGUUCAACAAGGAGGAGAAACCUAGGCGGACUGAUGUCCCCGAGGAGCUGUCGGACGACGAGGAGCUGAGGGAGCAGCUGGACAUGCACUCCAUCGUCGUCUCCUGCCUCGCAGACGAGCCGCUUUUCACAGCAGAGCAGGUUAUUGAGGAGAUAGAGGAGAUGAUGCAGGACUCGCCCGACAUGGAGGCCGAGUACGAUCCCUCUCAGUCAGACCUCUCAAUGCUCUCUCUGGACGUCCAGCGGCCCCCCAGCAGCCCCAGCUACAAGGACAGUGUGAGGACCCUGAGUGUCGCGGAGCUGAACGAGCGUCUGGAGGAGACGGAGACGAACAUCCGGAGGUUCUCAGAGGAGCUGGUGCAGCAGCUGGCUCUCAGGGACGAGCUGGACUUUGAGAAAGAGGUGAAGAACAGUUUCAUCUCGGCGCUCAUAGACGUGCAGAACCGGCAGAAGGAGCACCGCGAGCUGCUGAAGAAGAAGAAGAAGCUCAAGGGCGGAGCCGGGACGUCGCAGGGCCACGCUGACAGAACACUCGGAGCACGCUUCAGCGUGGAGGGACUCUCCUCUGUCAUUCAGAACAGCUUCCGGCAAACUUUUGGGAGUGGGUGCAGUGAAAGACAGUAUUUGACCACAGUCAUCCCUUACGAGAAGAAGGGACACCCUCCUUCGCUCGAGGACCUCCAGAUCCUGACCAAGAUUCUACUAGCCAUGAGAGACGACAGCGACAAGGUGCCCAGUCUCUUGACAGACUAUAUUCUCAAAGCUCUGGUGUGAGCGACGGAUGGAGAGUGCUUUGCCCGACGUAGACUAGAGGGACGGUGCCUAAUACUCUGCCGAGGCUUCACAUAGUUCACCGUGGCAACAAGAUGAAGAGGACUCAUUGUACGUUUUUUGUUUCUUUUGCAAACAUGAAGCACUACUUAAUUUAUUCCUGCAUGUUUUUAACAUGACUUUUUUUUGUUGUUGUGUUCUUUAUUUAGUUGUAUUUAUUUAUUGUGUUGUGAUUUUUUUUUUGCAAACCCUGUGAAUGCCCACUUAUUUUCAGUGUUUUUAAUUUUCUUGCACUGUGGACAAGAUUUCUAAAAAAUUAGAAAUUAUAUGAGAAAUUUACCCAGACAGAUAAACAAGCACUGUUUGGAAAAAUAAUGAGCUCUGCUUGUUGGUUAAAGGUGAGAGCAAAGCUGCAAUGCAAAGGGCUUUGUACUUAUCUCAAGUGUCUCUUAUCCACUGAGCAAUGAACAAAAAAUGCACAAAGCACAUUGAACACAGACAUUGCAGAAAUAGAGAAAUUAUUAAAAAAACUGUUCUAAACCGUUAAGACUGUAAAAUUGAAGCGCUAAAUAAUGUAUUAUUAAUGUAAAGUAUUUACUGAUCCCCAGAGGGACACAAGAUAUUCCACUUGCAUGUAGGAACAGGAUUCAGACAAAAAUAAAAAUCGAAUGUCAACGAAUAACAAAUAAAUUCAUUACACAAGUUGAGUAUGCAUAAACACAAGGCACUAUAUGCGCACAACCAUGAUAUAAUUCAUCACAGCCUUCCAUAUACCUGCAGACACCACACACUUCCAUUAUGUAUUCUGUGGAGGAUGAAGCGCUGAAGGCGAAGGUGAUGUAGUCUGGCCGAAAUUUACUAACUAACUAACUAACUAUGCAUUUGAGUGAAUAUUUUAUUGUGACACGUGCACUGACUGUGAUUUUGUGACGCUGACCAGCUCUGAAUCAGAGGCUCUCGGUGUCGACGUGGGGCAGUGAAACACCACGACUGGGCAUCGUUAUUCUCUAUGUAUUUACGAGCUGCCUUCGCCUUUGCCUGAACUCUUUUGUAUAUUUAUUAUAAAUGACUCAUUUUCAGUGAAUGUCAUUUAACUGUUCUGCCUCCAGAACCGGCUUCAUUGUUGAGGUAUUUUGUAAAUAUUUUGAUUUUAAAUAUAUUGAUAAGAUCU